Messenger RNA from Phodopus roborovskii (desert hamster), 4200 nucleotides. It is a transcript of the gene Ccnb3, whose product is annotated as cyclin B3. Gene Ontology annotation, cellular component: nucleus; cyclin-dependent protein kinase holoenzyme complex; centrosome. NCBI's taxonomy places the organism in Eukaryota, Metazoa, Chordata, Mammalia, Rodentia, Cricetidae. Gene Ontology annotation, biological process: regulation of cyclin-dependent protein serine/threonine kinase activity; mitotic cell cycle phase transition. The record is from RefSeq and is a predicted model, not a curated record. Gene Ontology annotation, molecular function: cyclin-dependent protein serine/threonine kinase regulator activity. The coding region runs from base 33 to 4121 and encodes 1362 amino acids. The transcript has 12 exons.
CUUGGAUGAAACACUGCUGAAUCUGCCUUAAGAUGCCACCACCGCUACUACCCAAAAGCUCCAAUCUGGAGCCUGAGAAAGCUCAGUCUAACAAGAUUGUGCCCAGUGAGGAAGACCAAUCUGAAAAGAGUGGAGAGGAUAACCAUACAUCUUCACCUUCAUUUCAAGACAUAGCAAAAAAGAGAUCAGCUUUUGAAGAUCUCACUAAUGCUUCUCAAAGUCAAACUGUCCAGUCAAAGAAGGAAGACAAUAUAGAGCUUAGAAGCCAUGUUUCCAAGAGGACAAACAAGGAAGUUGGUGAAAUUACUCAGAUAAAAACUUCUAAGGUGGGACUUGUCACCUCACUGUCAAACAUGGAGAAACAGUCUAAAGCACUUACUACUGAGAAAGCAUCUGUUUUUCAAAAGACAUUAGUUUUAAAUGAGGAAACUGCUACUGAAGAGACAAGAUUUAUGAAGAAGACAUCACAGAGGCGUGCAUAUCAUCAGGAGACAUUUCAAAUAGAGCAGUCACUAACCUUGAUGGAGGAGACGGAAGUUUACGAUGGGCUUGAUAUAGAGCCAAUGGCUUUAGAAAUGAUGGAUAAUCCUGAAGAAGCAGAUGCCAUUGAGGAGAUGAUUGAUUCAAAGAAACCUGCCACCAGGAAGGCAGCUUUCACCUCGAAUGCUUUCACCUCAAGUCCAUUAUCUUUAAAGAAUAAACCUGCUGUUCAAGAAGAGAAGUAUACAAUUCAGGGGAAGAAUUCAUUCAAGAAGAAAUCAUUAGCAUUAAAGGUGGUGACUACUAGAGAGAAGUCAGUGAUUAGAAAGCCAUCCUUCAAGAAUAAGCAUCCUGCCACUGAGAAAUAUAAUAUUCAAGGGGAGGCAAGCAUCUUGAAGAAGCCAAGGGUGUUACAAGUGACUACAUAUAAUAAAGAUGGCAUUGUAACAGAGCCAGUUGCUUUUAAAGGGAAACAUAGUACCAAUGAAACAACUCACACAAAAAAGCUAUCAUCUUCUAAAAAUAGUCGUGACACUCAGGGAAGCAGCAUUAAUUUUAGGUCACUAGGAGUUCAGCCAGUCACCCAUGAACAUGAGCCAUUGUCCUUUAAGAAGUCUACCACCAAGAAACAUUCCCAUUUCCAAAAGCCAUCUGUAUUGUCAGACAAGAACGUUGCUCACGUGGGGAUGGCCACUGUGGAGAAGUCCUUGGCUCUGCAAAAGCCUACCACUGAGGAAGUGGUAUUGCAUUUUAAUGUAGCUCCAGUUUUGAAGAAGCGGUAUAGCAUGGAAGAGGCCCCUCGCAUAAAGAAGCACUCACCUCUAAAGAGGAAGCAGCACCUCCCUAAAAGUAAAUAUUUCUUCAAUAACCCUGCAGUGCAAGAGCCAGUUACUAAUGAGCCAUUAUCCUUCAAGAAGUCUACAACUGAGAAAGAGCCCCCUUUCCAGGUGCCAUCUUUAUUACGAAAGAGGCGCACUAGUCCUGGGGUAUUGUCCAAGUCGAAGAAGCUCUGUGCCCCUCGAAAGCGUCACUUGGAGGAGGAGUCACGUUGUCGGUUAGCUUCAGCUUUUAAGAAACGGCGCAUUAUGGAGGAGCCAGCCUUUACCCACAAGCCCUUAACUGUAGAGAUGCCGCAGACUUUUUCUCAAGGGACAAUGUUCCAUUUAAAAAAUCCACCAGUAUUACAGACAGACACUUCAGCAGCAGAGUCACUGGCUAAGGAGCCACUGCCCUUUAAGACAGAAAAUACAGCUAUACCGAAAAAAAAGUGUGCUACUCAUAUACUCCCCCUCUGGCCAGCUCAGGCAGAGUGGCUGGAAAGAACUAAUGAAAAUAGGAACUUGUUCUCUACAAAGCCUGGAUCACUUAGAAAUGAAACUAUAACUGGUUUCCAAGAGAAUCCAUCUUCACUGAAUGAAAAGUACUCCAUUCCACAGAAACGAUCCCUCUCAAUGCCAUUGGCCUCACAGACGACCACCAGUCAAGAAGGAGCAUAUAGUAAGGAAUCAUAUAGUAAGGAAUCAGCGACUUUAUAUGAUGACAAGAUGUUCUUCUCUCCAGAGCUAUUUUCUCCUUAUAGUUCUGCUGAUGAAGAUACCUUUAAAUUCCAGAUGUCUUUAGACUUGCAAGAGAAGACUGAUAGAAAAAAGGACUCCCACAGACAACUGUUUGACUCGCAGGACAGUGUUUCUGAAGAAGAGGCCUUUUUUAGAAAGCUCUUUUGUAAGGACAGAUAUCCCUCCUCUGAGGAAUCGAGCCAAGAGAAGAUCAUUGCUCUAGAGCAGGAAUUUGUCUUAAAGAAGGUAUUGGAAGAGAGCAGCAGUUGUGAUGUUGAUGAGUCCUUUAGUUAUCACUCACUGAACUUUCAAAGCUAUCCCAGCACUAAGGAGGAGGCCUCUGUGGAACCUUUAAACAUUCAGGAGGAACUCAGUAUGGAGAAAAUGGCUGUCCUUAUGCAGCCAUCGAUCACACAAGAUAAUUCUUCUGAGGAGGCUGUUCUUACAAAGUACACCACUGACACACAAACUCACUCCAAGCAAUGCUGGACCUUGCAGGAGACAGCAAGCAUCAAGGAGGCGGCAAUUGUGGAAGAGCCCUUAGCUUCACAGGAGGAGAGGCCCCAAGCUGAGCUGGUGACUGUCCUGAAGGAGCUACUGGUCAUAGUGAAGAAGCCCAGUGUGGAGAAGGUAGCCUUGACCUUUCAGGAGAAACCACCAAGUAAUGUAGAGGUUCUCUUGAAGGAAGUAUUGGAAUUGGUGGAGAAACCUAGAAUCGAGGGAGAAUCUGUGUUGGAGGAUCCUUUGGCCUUGCAGGAGAACCUGAGCACUAAAACAGAGGCUACCUUGAAGGAUCCAAUGGCCUUGAAAGAGAAUCCCAACAUCGAGAAGGCAAGUCCCAAGGAGGUUUUGACUUUUGAUCAGAAUCCUGACAUUGGGUAUGAUGAUGAUGUAGCCAGAAAGACAUUAAAUGUUGAGGAGGAGUCCAUGGAUAUACUGGCAUUGAAUGAAGGACUCACUGCUGCAGACCAAUUGUCCUUUACAGAUCUACUAGCUUUUGAAGACACUAGUAUUAUUGAUGAAGAGGAAUUUUUCAAAUCAUUCCUUGUCUUUCCACAUGAGACUAACCCUCAGAUGCCCACCAAUGAUUUAGAAUCCAGAGCAGGUGAUUCCAAUGCUCUUGUGCCCAUUGAGGAGAAGUUUGAUCCUGUCAUGAAUUCCAGUCCAUAUGAAUCUUCUUCCAAAGACCUGCAGUCAUCUGUGGGUGAAAAGCAGACUGAGAUAAUCAUACUAGAUGACAGUGACACAGUGGAAAGUAUCGAAAAGGAAGACCGCAAUCCAGCACUCAACUCUGUAUAUGUCAAGGAAAUCUUCAUUUACUUGAGGAAGAGAGAGGAAAAGUUCAUAGUUAUGAAAUACAUGGACAGACAGAUGGAACUCACCAGUGAUAUGAGAGCCAUUCUUGUGGACUGGUUGGUGGAAGUACAGACAUCCUUUCAGAUGAGUCAUGAGACCCUGUAUUUGACAGUGAAGCUAGUGGAUCACUACCUAAUGAAGGCACAAUGCAAGAAGGAUCACUUACAACUCCUUGGUUCCACUGCCUACAUGAUUGCAGCCAAAUUUGAGGAAUCCUAUCCACCUUCUCUGCCAGAGUUCCUUUACAUUUGUGAAGAUCUUUAUCAGCAACAUGAUAUGGUUGCCUUGGAAAUGAACAUCCUGAAAACCCUCAACUUUGACAUCAAUAUUCCCACUGCAUAUCAUUUUCUACGUAGAUAUGCUUCGUGUGUCCGUGCUAGCAUGAAGACACUAACCUUGUCCCGCUUCAUCUGUGAGAUGACCCUGCAGGAAUAUGAAUAUGUCCAAGAGAAGCCUUCAAAGCUAGCUGCAGCCUCCUUUGCCUUGGCCCUCUACAUGAGGAAUCUCAACAACUGUAUUCCUUUACUAGAACAUUACACUGGCUAUGAGAUUGCUGAGCUUCACACCUUGGUCAGGAAGCUGAACGAUUCACUGAUUUUCCAACCCCAUAGUUGCCUCAAGAAUGUGUAUGAGAAGUAUGCUGAAGAGGCCUUCUUUGAAGUCUCCAAAAUACCUCCUUUGGACAAGAACCUUCUAGAGGAGAUUUUGUUGUGGUCAUUAUUGGGCUGAGGACCUCUGACAGCAGCUGUCAAGAUAGACAUACACAUAGGCUGCAUUUAUCUUAUGAUUAAAAUGUUCCUUUUAUAAG